This is a messenger RNA of Callorhinus ursinus (northern fur seal), 2155 nucleotides long. RefSeq names its product solute carrier organic anion transporter family member 1A2 (gene SLCO1A2). Gene Ontology annotation, biological process: sodium-independent organic anion transport; bile acid and bile salt transport; transmembrane transport. Gene Ontology annotation, molecular function: protein binding; bile acid transmembrane transporter activity. Lineage: Eukaryota; Metazoa; Chordata; Mammalia; Carnivora; Otariidae. The record is from RefSeq and is a predicted model, not a curated record. Gene Ontology annotation, cellular component: basolateral plasma membrane.
AUGGCAGAAACUGAGAAAAGAAUUGAAACCCAUAGAAUACGAUGUCUUUCCAAGCUGAAGAUGUUUCUUCUGGCAAUAACAUGUGCAUUUGUAUCCAAAACACUAUCUGGAUCUUAUAUGAAUUCCAUGCUCACACAAAUAGAGAGACAAUUCAACAUCCCUACAUUUCUAGUCGGAUUUAUUAACGGGAGCUUUGAGAUUGGAAAUCUUUUGUUGAUUAUAUUUGUGAGUUAUUUUGGAACCCAAUUACAUAGACCUAUACUGAUUGGUGUCGGAUGUGUGGUUAUGGGCGUAGGGUGUUUCUUACAAUCUCUACCUCAUUUCCUCAUGGACCGAUAUGAAUAUGAAUCUACAGUUUCAGUUUCAGGCAAUUUGUCCUCAAACAGUUUCUUGUGUAUGGAAAAUGGAACCCAGAUUUUCAGACCAACAGAAGAUCCAUCAGACUGUGUGAAAGAAGUUAAAUCAUUAAUGUGGGUAUAUGUACUAGUAGGAAAUAUCAUACGUGGAAUUGGUGAAACUCCCAUCAUGCCUUUGGGUAUUUCCUACAUAGAAGACUUUGCCAAAUCUGAAAACUCUCCUUUAUAUAUUGGGUUUGUAGAAACAGGAGCUAUCAUUGGUCCUUUGAUUGGACUUUUGUUAGCAUCAUUCUGUGCAAAUGUUUAUGUUGACACUGGAUCCGUGAACACAGAUGAUCUGACCAUAACUCCCACUGAUACUCGUUGGGUUGGUGCAUGGUGGUUUGGCUUUUUGAUUUGUGCAGGAGUGAAUGUGCUCACUGCCAUUCCUUUUUUCUUUUUGCCCAAAAUGCUUCCAAAGGAAGGACUAAAGAAUAAUGCAGACAUCAUUAAAAAUGACAAAAAAGAGAAACAAAAAGAAGAGGUCAAGAAGGAAAAGGAUGGAAUCACUAAAGAUUUUUUACCGUUCAUGAAAAGUCUUUUAUGCAACCCAAUUUACAUGCUUUUCAUACUAAUAAGCAUUGUACAGUUCAAUGCAUUUGUUAAUAUGUUCACCUUCAUGCCUAAAUAUCUGGAACAGCAAUAUGGAAAAUCAGCUUCAGAUGCAAUCUUUCUAAUCGGCAUUUAUAACUUGCCUCCAAUAUGCAUUGGAUAUAUAGCUGGUGGUUUAAUUAUGAAGAAGUUCAAGAUUACUGUCAAACAAGCUGCCCACAUAGGAUGCUGGUUAUCUUUAAUUGAAUAUCUUCUCCAUUUUUUGUGUUUUCUCAUGAUCUGUGAUAAUUCUUCAGUUGCUGGCAUAACUACCACUUAUAAAGGAAUGCAACAAGAUCUAUACGUGGGAAAUACCAUCCUUGCUGAUUGUAACAGGGAUUGCAACUGUCCAACUAAAACAUGGGACCCUGUGUGUGGAAACAAUGGUGUGUCAUAUAUGUCAGCUUGUCUUGCUGGCUGUGAGACAUCUGUUGGAACAGGAAUAAAUAUGGUGUUCCAAAAUUGUAGCUGCAUUCAAACAUCAGGAAAUUCAUCUGCAGUUCUUGGGCUGUGUGACAAAGGACAUGACUGUUCCAUGAUGCUCCAGUACUUUUUAAUCUUGUCAGCAAUUGGCAGUUUCAUUUAUUCUUUAUCUGCCAUACCUGGAUAUAUGGUUCUCCUAAGGUGUAUCAAGCCUGAAGAGAAGUCUCUUGGUGUGGGGUUACAUACAUUUUGCACAAGAGUAUUUGCUGGAAUUCCUGCACCUAUAUAUUUUGGAGCUUUAGCGGAUUCCACAUGUUUACAUUGGGGAAUUUUGAAAUGUGGUGAGUCAGGGGCAUGCAGGAUAUAUGACUCUGCCUACUUCAGAUACAUCUACCUUGGCUUGCCCGCAGCUCUAAGAGGAACAAGCUAUAUUCCAGCCUUUUUAAUCCUAAUUAUUUUAAAGAAGCGUCUUCUACCUGGUGAAAAUGCCUGUUCAGGAACUGUGCUUAUAGAGGCAAAGGUUACAGGGAAGGAAAAUGAAUGCAAAGAUAUGAACCAAAAUUCCAAAGUUUUGAAUGAUGAUGAAUUGAAAACUAAACUGUAAUGCCCCAUUAUAUCAUGCUUCCCAGAGUUGGAGAAUACACUACAGCUUAAUUGUUUUUAAAAUCAAUAGGGAUACAGAGUGUAACUUUUUCUAAUCUUUAUGAACCUCAAAUUUUGGUGUUUGUUGUUGUUGUUGUUUUUAU